AUGCGCUACUCUUUCUUCGUUCUGGCUACAGCCGGCGUCCUCGCCUCAGCUCAAUCCCCCAUUGCUCUCGGCGAGAACUGCACUCCAGGCGGCACUCCAUGUGCCAACGGCGCCAGUUGCUAUGCUACCAACUCCAUGCUCCAGCCCCGAUGCGGAAACUUCCAGUCUUCUUGCACAAGCGAUGAGCAAUGUGCAUUCAACACAUGCAAUGGAGGCUUCUGCAAUGGCCCCAAGCCUUCUUCUUCUUCAGCGCCACCUUCUUCUUCAGCACCAGCCCCUUCCUCAACCCCACCCACCGUCACAAGCAGCUCGACUGCGCCCGGAUGGAGUCCUGCCCCUUCACCCACGAUUGUUGCGCCCGCUGGCUCUCUUCCUCUGGGCGCUGAGUGCAACCCCUAUGUCACGCCUAGCCAGUGUAUCGCGGGUGUACAGUGCUGGGCCAGCAACGCCGGUUUGAUCGCGAGAUGCGGUAACUUCAACGCCGCAUGCAAGACCGAUGCGCAGUGCGCUUACAACACCUGCAACAACGGCCUUUGCAACGGUCUUCGUGCAUCUUCUUCUGGUCUGCCUGUGGCUGCUUCCAGCCCAAUCCCGGGAACCUUGAGCGUCAAGCCUACCCCUUCUUCCGGCUCGGGCGGAAACGGUACCGUGCACCCCUCUCACACUCCCACACCCACCUCUUCUGGCACCCCAGAGUUCACUGGCGCCGCAUCAGCUGAGAAAGUAGCGGGCGGCAUUUUCGCAAUUGUGUUUGGCGCAAUCGCUUUGGGCAUGUAA
Bipolaris oryzae ATCC 44560 is the source of this 777-nucleotide messenger RNA. RefSeq lists its product as uncharacterized. The coding region runs from base 1 to 777 and encodes 258 amino acids. The transcript has 2 exons. The record is from RefSeq and is a predicted model, not a curated record. NCBI's taxonomy places the organism in Eukaryota, Fungi, Ascomycota, Dothideomycetes, Pleosporales, Pleosporaceae.